Pteropus alecto (black flying fox) is the source of this 1523-nucleotide messenger RNA. RefSeq names its product aldehyde dehydrogenase 3 family member A1 (gene ALDH3A1). Gene Ontology annotation, molecular function: aldehyde dehydrogenase (NAD+) activity. Gene Ontology annotation, cellular component: cytoplasm. The record is from RefSeq and is a predicted model, not a curated record. NCBI's taxonomy places the organism in Eukaryota, Metazoa, Chordata, Mammalia, Chiroptera, Pteropodidae. Gene Ontology annotation, biological process: aldehyde metabolic process. The coding region runs from base 1 to 1362 and encodes 453 amino acids. The transcript has 10 exons.
AUGAGUAAAAUCAGCGAAGUCGUGCAGCGGGCCAGAGCCUCCUUCAACUCGGGCAGAACUCGCCCCUUGCAGUUCCGGAUCCAGCAGCUGGAAGGACUGCGGCGCAUGAUGGAGGAGCGGGAAAAGAACAUCUUGGAGGCCCUGAUGGCCGACCUCCACAAGAACAAAUGGAAUGCAUACCAUGAGGAGAUGGCGUAUAGCCUGGAGGAGAUCAAGUACGUGCUCAAGAAGCUCCCUGAGUGGGUUGCAGAUGAGCCCAUGGAGAAGACUGCCCGCACCCAGCAGGAUGAAUGCUACAUCCACUCGGAGCCCCUGGGUGUGGUCCUCAUCAUAGGCUCCUGGAACUACCCCUUCAACAUCACCAUUCAGCCCAUGGUCGGCGCCAUUGCUGCAGGGAAUGCAGUAGUCAUCAAGCCCUCAGAGCUGAGCGGGAACACGUCGAGCCUGCUGGCUACCAUCAUCCCUCAGUACCUGGACAAGGAUCUGUACCCGGUGAUCGAAGGGGGAAUCCCGGAGACUACGGAGGUGCUCAAGGAGAGAUUCGACCACAUCCUGUACACCGGGAGCACCAAUGUUGGGAAGAUUAUUAUGACAGCUGCAGCCAAGCACCUGACCCCUGUCACACUGGAACUGGGGGGAAAGAGCCCUUGUUAUGUGGACAAGGAUUGUGAUCUGGACAUUGCCUGCAGACGCAUUGCCUGGGGGAAAUUCAUGAACUGCGGCCAGACCUGCAUUGCUCCUGACUACAUCCUCUGUGAUCCCUCCAUCCAGAACCAAAUUGUAGAGAAGCUCAAAAGGUCCCUGAAAGAGUUCUAUGGGGACGAUGCCAAACAGUCUGGUGAUUAUGGAAGAAUCAUUAACUCCCAGCACUUCCAGAGGGUGAUGGGCCUCAUGGAGGGCCAGAGGGUCGCCUAUGGUGGCACCGGGGACAUGGCCACCCUAUACAUAGCCCCCACCAUCCUCACGGAUGUGGACCCUCAGUCCCGGGUGAUGCAGGAGGAGAUCUUUGGGCCCAUAAUGCCCAUCGUCUGUGUGCGCAGCCUGGAGGAGGCCAUCCAAUUCAUCAACCAGCGCGAGAAGCCCCUGGCUCUCUAUGUGUUCUCCCAAAAUGACAAGGUGAUUAAGAAGAUGAUUGCAGAGACAUCGAGUGGUGGAGUGACGGCCAACGACGUCAUUGUCCAUGUCUCCGUGCACUCUCUGCCCUUCGGGGGUGUGGGGCACAGCGGCAUGGGAUGCUACCAUGGCAAGCACAGCUUCGAGACCUUCUCCCACCGCCGCUCCUGCCUAGUGAGGUCUCUGCUGAAGGAUGAGCCCCUCAAAGGCAGAUACCCCACAAGCCUGGAAAAGAUGACCCGUCACUGAAGCCGCUGUAUGCACCUGGCCUCCCUGUGCUGUGCCCUCCAGCCCCUCAGAGAAUUGCUCCUGGAGCACCCCCUCUUGCUCCUCUGUGGAUCAGUGCAUGCCCCCAAGCCCAUUCUGACCCAAGCCCUCAUCUCCCCAAGUCCUCGCCACCUGGCUCGACA